This is a messenger RNA of Brassica napus (rape), 699 nucleotides long. RefSeq names its product GLABROUS1 enhancer-binding protein. The coding region runs from base 1 to 699 and encodes 232 amino acids. Gene Ontology annotation, biological process: regulation of DNA-templated transcription. The transcript has 2 exons. Lineage: Eukaryota; Viridiplantae; Streptophyta; Magnoliopsida; Brassicales; Brassicaceae. The record is from RefSeq and is a predicted model, not a curated record. Gene Ontology annotation, cellular component: nucleus.
AUGGUGAAUACCUCACCGCCUUCACAUAUUCUCCGCAGUAGAAAAUCCAAAUCCCCAGGGAAACAUGCUUCAAAGCCUUCUCCUCCAGAACCAGAACACGUGACAAAGAAGAACAGCAGCAGCAGAAUCUGGAACGAGGAAGAUGAGCUCACGGUGUUAAAAGGGUUAGUGGAUUAUCAAGCUCAGAAAGGAAUCGAACCCAGGAGUAACUGGGCUGACUUUUAUCGUUUUCUCGGAGGAGGCUCCAUCACGGGGAAAUUCUCAAAGGAACAGGUUUUGAGUAAGAUCCGCAAGCUGAAAGCUAAGCUCAUUGCUAGCAUGCAGAAAGGAAACACUAGCCAAUCUGAAGCCUUUCUACUUUCCAAAAGGAUAUGGGGCCUCCAAAAUGAAUCUGAUCAGUCUGCUAAUCACGCCAAGAGUGAUGAGGAAAUGGCUAAUCAUGAACCUUCGAAUAAUGAGGUAACAAAAGCUGACAACGACGAGUCAUCAUGGGCUGUGCGUGAUGCGUUCGAGACCAUGGUGUCCAAAGGCUUAAGUGAUUAUCAAAAGAAGUUGCAGCUUGAGAAGCUGAUGAACCUUGGAUCUGGUAAAAGAAGAGAGCUGAGCGAUGAGUGGAACGAGUUAUGUGCUGAAGAAGUUCAACUCAAUAUCAAGAGGCUUAAGUUUUCUGCUAUGCUUGCAGAGGCUGCUAAAUGGUAA